Messenger RNA from Effrenium voratum, 2772 nucleotides. The record is from the annotation of a GenBank genome assembly. NCBI's taxonomy places the organism in Eukaryota, Dinophyceae, Suessiales, Symbiodiniaceae.
AUGGAGUCUGUGGAGACUCUGCAGGCAGCAGUGGAGCAACUUCUGGAGGGCUGCCGCGUGGUGACCUCCCAGCACGAAGAUGCCUUGACCAGCACGCUGCGGGACCUCUCUGUACAGGCCAGCACCUCAGAUGUGCUCUCCGCAUGCCAGCGGCUGGGCAUGAGGCCCGGGCAGGUCUCACGGAGGCUGCUCAUGACGGAAGGCCCGCCCUUUGCAGAGAGCCACGAGCCCGUGCUGAACUUUUUGAUUGUUUCUGGCAGCCUGCUGGUGCUGGCGGUGAUUUGGGAAUGCGUGGUGCUGCGCAGCAGCUUGGGCUGCUGUCGCUCGAGAGAAGGCAUCAGCCUGGCGCAGAUCAUCGAGCAGAUCAAGGACUUGGGUGGUCGCUUGGCGAAUUUCCUGCUGAACAAAAGCACUCCCAGGCCACAUGAUGAGACCUCAGACGAGGAUGCCGAUGAUGCCGAUGCCGACAACCAAAUGUCUGAGGCGCAGGUCGAGGACUUUUGGAAGAAAUUGGGCGACGAUGCCGCGAACCAGGAAGCGCAGUGCCCCGAGAACGCGGCCGCCGAGGUGGGCUUUUCGCACCUCAACUUCAUAGGGAAGGCCUCGGAAGGCAAGGCGGUGCUGGAGUUGUACCGCUCGGGGGAUGUGAGCGGCGAGCUCAUGGUGAAGCUCCAGCCCCAUCGCUCCAGCUUCCAGGACUCCGAUGAGGUGGCUGUCAUCGGCAAGGACUAUGAGUUCAAAGAGACGCUGGUUUGCUUUCCACCUUACGAGACCACGGCAGAGGUUGUGAUCCCCUUGAAGCAGCCAGGCAAGCAUACCUCCACUGAGUAUUUCGAGGUCGAGCUCAUAGAAGUGGUCAAGGGCGCGGCAAAGAUCGGUGGACCCACCUUGGGCCUCGAGAAGGACACCCAAGGGAGCAAGGUGAGGGUGCAUAUCUUCUAUGACCACGCCUUCCCUUACAACAUCCCAGUUGAGAGGCAGCAGUCGAAGUUCUGGGUCGUGUGGUACUAUUUGCAGGAGCGCCGCGUCUCCCGCGGCCUGAAAUGGUGGAAGACGCUUCUGGGGCUUCUGUAUGACCCAAUUCACACCGUUUGCGUGACCGCAAUGAUCCAGAAGAUCGUGCUGGACACCAUCUCUGAUCCCAGCAUCGAGGGCAACAAACCCUGGGAGCUUGCGAUGUUAGGCUUCGCGCAGUUCGCCUCUGCGGGGCUGCUGAGGGCGGGGGACAAGUUGGCCACGGAGAACCGGGGCCGAACCGGGGGCACUCGCAUGGUGCACCGGCGCCAGCUCUUUGCCAAGCUGUUGAUGCUCAGUGCCGAGGAGAUGGCCAAAGUGGAGGGCCACUGGUGGUUCUACGUGGGAGUGAACAACGUGGAUUUGAUGGCCAAAGAUCUCUACUAUCAAGGCUUCGUGGUGUUGCAGAGCGGGUUCGGCCUGCUCCUGUCCAUCGUGAUGCAAUUCUACGUGCAACUGAGCAAAUCCGAUGGGACAACUACAGUUGGUGAAUAUCUGGGCCGGCACGCAGUUCCUGGCAUCUUCAUGAUUUGCAUGGUGAUGCUAUGUUCGGUCCUUAUUUGCCGCUUCAGCAAGCUGAGCAGCUAUCUGAAGAACCGCAUGGCAGGGGAGGCGGCCUGGGUCGAUAGCUUCUCCUGGCUUUGCCACGCCGGGGUGCCGCUGGAGAGUCUUGCCUCCCGCUCCCGCGCUAGGGUGGAUGUGCGCUUUGCCCACGAGUGCAAGUAUUUCACCUCGAUCCACGUGAAGACGCGGGACUACAGCAACGACACGCUCUGGUAUGUCAAGUGGUUGGUGAACUUGUCCUACGUCAUCGUGCUGGUCCUGGGCGCGAAAGCGCUGCUGGAGAGCCGUGAGCAGGGCUUGUCGAUCUUCCAGUCCGGUGACUUCGUGUUCCAGCUGAAGGUAUUCUCAAGCUUUGGCAAGUACCUGGUGAAGAUCAAUGCUUCUGUCAUCAAGAUCUUCUCUGCUAGCGUGGGCCUGAAGCAGUUUAUUGACUUGGUGAACUGGCCUGAGAAGACCUUGCUGCAGUCCAAGAAGAACCUUCAUGACGUAUCGCACAAGAUCGUGUUCGAGACCGACGGGAAUUUCCGUUCGACGAACCCAGAGCUGCUUGCCCGCAGCAACUCGAGGACAAUCGCGAGUGCGCUGGAGAUACCGCUGGGGCGCGUGGUUCGUGUCAGCUGCAAAAGGGAGCGAGUGCUGGCGAACUUCCUGUGCCAGGUCUCGGAGCUGAAGGUGCCAAAGAGAGGCUGCAUCCAUCGGCCCAAGGGGAUCCAAAUCGCCUACGUACCUGCUGUUGCUCUACAUACUCCGCACGCCACGGUGUUGGAGGAGCUGCAGGGUGGUUGCCCGAAGGCGGUGGCAGUGCAGCUGGCGCAGCUGUUCCAGCUCAAUCCCAAGAGGAGGAUGCUUGACCUCCAGGCAGGGCAAGGGCAGAUGGUGGCGCUGCUGCUGGCCAUGUUUCGCAAUCCUGACGUUUUGGUACUGGACAGGCCCUGCGCCUUCUUGACACCAGGGCAGCAAGGGAGACUGGCGGUGCUUCUGGCAUUAUGGCAGGGAGGCGGUGCAGAAAUGCUACUCCAUUGCCUCACUGGCCAGAAGCGGUGCUUCCGUCGGGAGCACACGUUAAUCGUCACCUCGCAGGACAUGCCGAAAGACGUCUUUACCAUGGCAACGGUUGACUUGGAUUUGGACAAUCUGACGCACGCGCUGAUCGAAUCGGGAGCCGACAGUCUGGAAGCAAAAGAGUCGCUGUGA